Messenger RNA from Acanthaster planci (crown-of-thorns starfish), 3032 nucleotides. RefSeq names its product monocarboxylate transporter 12-like. Lineage: Eukaryota; Metazoa; Echinodermata; Asteroidea; Valvatida; Acanthasteridae. Gene Ontology annotation, molecular function: monocarboxylic acid transmembrane transporter activity. Gene Ontology annotation, biological process: transmembrane transport. The record is from RefSeq and is a predicted model, not a curated record.
AUCCUUCUCGACCAGCACUUUCCAGAUGACACUUGCCCUAUCCUUAAUCGCUGGGCCUGGAUUAGUGAUCAGUAAUGUUUUGUCGCGAGCCAUGACGGGUCGUUAUUUCACCGCAAACUACGCUACGGUGAAUGGCAUUGCGACCUCAGGACACUCUGUGGGCUUGAUCGCCAUUGCUCCGUUGACUCAAGUGCUUUUAGACACCUACGGUUGGCGAGGUGCCUUGCUACUGCUUGGGGCUAUCAGCACGCAUCUUGGUGUGUGUGGAUUCUUGCUAAAAGAACCGUCACACGAGGAGGCACGGGACAACUACCUACCGAUCAUCUCCAGUGAAGAUGAGCCACUGACAGACACACCAACAAGCUCAAAUGCUCAGAGAAAAUCCCGACUCGGCAUCCUGAAGGACACCGUGAAGGCACAGGGUAAUCUUUUCGGCUACAUGGUUUGCAGUCGCGCUUCAUUUUGGAUCGCAACGCUUACUUACGGCGACCCUAUGUUCUUGAGUAGCCUGUGGAUGAUAUACUUCGUCUCUUACGCUGAGUCGAAAGGUUUCUCUGGGUACGAGGCCGUGACGUUCACUACGGCCGCGGGGAUAGGGAACCUGGUUAUCAAGAUUCUUAUUGGAUUUGUGGUGGACCGAGGUUGGCUGAAGCUGCGACUUGGCUUGCUCAUUUCAAUCAUGACUUCAAGCUUGGCACUGUCCACACUUCCUUUGGUGAACUCCUACUGGUUGAUGAUGGUUAAUGCCCUCCUCUUCCAUGGCUUCAAUGGAGGACUAGCUUCACUUAGUGACAUUUACACCCGGGAACUGCUUGGAGCUGAGGAACUGGUAUCUGCUUUCAGCUGGAUGGAUCUUCUGGCAGCAUCCAUUCAACUUGCUUUCGGAUUCUUCCCUGGUUGGAUAUUUGACCAGACUGGGAGCUACGACAAGGCUUUUGUCAUCUUGGGAUUCAUCUCAUUUCUGCCGUUGGGGUCGCUGCUCAUGGAAAAUUUUAUCAACCGAAGGAAAGAUUAAUGACAUCCAUGAAUAAUCAAGGUGUCCUCAACAUGAGUCAAGGCUCUGUGAUUUUCAAUUAUUAAUGCUUGAGUUAUUGCAUUAAGGAAGUGUAUUUGGUGUCCUGUGCAUCUUUUUAACUAAAAAGGAUUAAAGGGCUAAGCAGUACAAAACGAAGCUCUAUGUUCGAGAUGAUGAAAGUACGCAUGGGGAAAUGUAAGCAGAGUGGAUAAAUGUUGCCACAAACAUCAAAUAAUUUUUUCUACAUUUUUCAACCUACUGACAGACGUUGCUCCAGUUUUUCUUGAUGUCACCGGUCCUCUUUUUCAACAAUACAAUAACCGAUGAUGAUAACGCUGAAGGCAAGUUAAUUUUUGUACCAAUUUAAUACGAUAAGGCACUUUACCGUUUCGACCAGUUGAUUAAUCUUGCUCCACCUACACAAAACUAUGUCAUAGGCCACAAACACUCUACAACUUGCCCAAACGAGCAAAAAGUGGUAUUUUACAACUGAUUUCGUUCAGAAUUCAAGGUUUAAAUGAUCGAUUGUAAUAUGACAUCUGAUGAAGUUAUCAUGUUUUAGAUGAAUGUUCAUACCUACUUUAAGCUCAUGCGUUUUACCGCGUUGAGGAAAAGGCAGAGAGAUUUAUUUCUGUGAAAAAGAGGAGGAGGUAGUCGAGGAAGGAAAUGAAAUGUAUAAAUAAUAAAUCACAACUGUAAAUCGAAAUAUUGUGGCGAAAUCGCCAGUAUAGUUUAAGUGCUUCCUAAAUUCUAUCUGACCAAGAAUAUAAAUUGUAAUUGAUGCUCUAUGAAUUACUUUAUUCAGUUGAGAACUUAGAGAUUACUAGGGUAAUUGUUUCAUUAAUGAUUGCUUAUCUUCCUGGCCUGGUUCUGCAGUGUGUUGCAUAUUUUACUUCAUCCAGUGCAGGAAUAGUGUUAUUGCAGCGUCAUUUCUACCUUUGCCCUGCGUACGAUUUUGAAAUGAGAUUAGAAAGGUUUAGUUGCACGUUCUUCGUGAACGCGAACGUGAAAAAAGUGUGGACUCUUGUGACGUCAUUGCUUCGUACGUAUUUUUUCUCACGUGCGUGUAGUUGGCACGGACGUCCAAUACGUAAAACACGGAAAGUUUACGUUGGAUCAAAACGUGAGAAUCUGCAACUUUUUCGGAGGGUUUAAGAUUAUGCGGUCACAGUGAACAUUCGCUGAUAUGAAAUGGACAUCUUUGGAAAGUGCAAAGGUCAUGCAAUUGGGAUUUUUUCAUGCUUGGUUUAUGAUGACCAAUUACAUUUCUUUUGAGAGAUUUACCUGAUGUGACGGAUCAUUUGUCCUUUUAUUCGAGUAUUCAUGUGAAGAUGUACAUUUUGUGCGGGACGCGCAUCUAAAACUUUCAAACAGGCAUUUGACGCCUGCGCACCCGUGCGGAUAAAAAAAGGUCGCGUUCAGGUAGUACGUGCAUCUAAGGCUGCAUCUGAAUCUCUUGUCUAGAGCUAGAGUUAGGUUUCACUCCAUUGGAAAUGCGUAGAGACGCGUAGACAAUAGACCUAGCCGUAGCUCUGGAAGCCCAUUUCGAACACGGCCUAAACCUCCUUAAUAGUACACGCGCAUACUGCAGACCUGUCACAAGCAAACGAAUGGUUGUUGUUUUAUGAACCAACCAGUGUGCUAUGCGUUAGAUACGCGCAUAGAGCUGGGCAAGCAGUACGUUUGCAUUGCAGCUAUAAAAAGCCUGCCCAUGUUCCUUCUCGGGCUGGUUCUCUACUGGAAGCUGCCCGUGCAAGACCAGUCAAGAAUUGAAGUAUAAUACCAGAGAAAAAGCACUGUGAAAGUAAUCCUUACGAAAGUAGACGAUAAUUAGCCAUCGAAACUUCAGUAAUACAGCUUUGGACAAACAGUGCUGCGCUCGCUACUUAACUUUUAGUUACAAACAAGAGACUAAUGCAAGUUUAACCCAAGUUAUAGAGCGCACUGUUUACUGGAUGUUGAUGAUUGUAAAAGGACUGCAAUAAAUCGCACAGUGUUGUUGUCAUGGUUUAGAGUA